Engraulis encrasicolus (European anchovy) is the source of this 2801-nucleotide messenger RNA. It is a transcript of the gene tspeara, whose product is annotated as thrombospondin-type laminin G domain and EAR repeats a. The transcript is spliced from 12 exons. NCBI's taxonomy places the organism in Eukaryota, Metazoa, Chordata, Actinopteri, Clupeiformes, Engraulidae. The coding region runs from base 602 to 2659 and encodes 685 amino acids. Gene Ontology annotation, biological process: signal transduction. The record is from RefSeq and is a predicted model, not a curated record.
ACGAGGGACACUUCAGAGACACCAGACCAGGUCCCCCAUGGGCUCCUGCUAUUGAUCAUUUACUACUAGGAAGUUAAUGAUUAGAUCUGGGCAGCUUCCACUGGAAGAGACGCUACCGUACCUCCAGAGCCUCCAGCCUGGCCUCGGCACUGUGCUCGCCCGUCACAGGUGCUCUCAAGACGGAGAGGAAGAGGAGGAACAAGCCCCUGUCAUUUAUUUGCAGUCAUCAUCCAUCAAUCUCCUAUUCAUUUUGACCAGAGAAACUUCAAAUGCUCCUCAGUGUUUACCUUCUAACAGAUCAUGGGACUGUAAGGAACUGCAUGAAGUAAUUACAGGACAAGUGAACAUGUUCAUCGUCACUGCUGUGAGUUUGUGUGUCAUCUCUCUCUGAUGGUUUUUGUGACCCGUUGAAAAGGUCACGGUGGGCGGAUAUGGGUCCCUGCCGUCUAACCUGACAUAAACAUCUCAACACAUCACAACAUAGUGCCACAGUGACUUGGGUGUCAAUGUGCUGAGGUGCGAGCUUUGCAUCAUUUUGGAUCAGGAUUUCGAGGUUCUGGUUCGCGUUCUGUGGAGAGGUGUGGAGCGAAGAGGAGGCAGGAUGGGGAGCUGGAGACAGAUGAUCACGAUCACCUUUUUCGUCUUGACGCUGGGAGACACUGCACUGGGGUCGAUACCAUGGAGACCAUGCACAGCAGACCUGCGGCCCCUGGACUUCCUGUCCCGCGUGCUUCCUCGUGACGCCGACCAACCAGCCACCUCCUUCACAGGACCUGGAGGAGGAGCCAGGGGAGGAGGGGGCGUGCAGCUGGUACAGGACGGUGGCCUGCGAGGGGCGAAAUUCGUCGGCCCCCACCGCUCCCUCAGCUUCCCCGCCUCACAGCUCUUCAUCAACUGCCAUCGCUUCCCUGCCGAGUUCUCCAUCAUCAUCACCAUGAAGCUGGAUCACCUCGCCCCAAAGGCGAGCGAGUACAUCUUCACCAUGGUGACAGACGUUGGCAACCGGCUGUUGCUAGGGCUGAAGGUCUCCAGGGACCGGCUGCACUUCCUCUUCCAGGGCUCGGAGGCCAGGAAGAAGCUCAGCUUCCGACGCGUCUCAUUGGCCGACGGCAGGUGGCACACGCUGGUGCUGGCGCUGAGUGGGCAGCACGCUACGCUCACCAUAGACUGCGGCAUGCCACUGGAGAUGGUUCACAAGAAGCCAUUCCCCACUGACCUGAGUACUGAGGGCUCCAAGAUCUAUGUAGGCAACCGGAAACGCUGGAAAGGAGUGUUUUCUGGUCUGCUGCGCCAGCUGGUUCUGUUGCCCGGCUCUGAUGCCACCCCGCGCAUCUGCCCGUCCAGCAACCCCAGGCUGGCAGAGCUGGCCGUGCCCGCAAUCUUCGGACGGCUCCCCGUGCAAGUCCGUGACAACGAUGCCACCCUGCCACCUUACGAGUCGGAGGUACGCGUGAUCAUGGGUUCGAAUCCCUCAUGCACGGGUGCAGAGAAGGGCCGUCUGUGGUUCGACAUCCAGAAGAAGGGUCUCUACCUGUGUGAUGGAGCCGCCUGGAUGCCCAUGCUACAAGAUCGUGAGCGUCUGGACUAUGUUGAUGAUCACCAGGACGUGUUCACCAGCUCAGAGACGUACGACAUCGAGGUGUUUCACGUUCCGUCCAUGGGCCUGUUUGCCGCCAUGGCUCACCGUUCUGGACGGCCCGGUUCCGGAAUCUACAGGUGGAACGCUGGCCGGUUCCAGCUCUACCAGAACAUCAGCACCUGUGAGGCGGUCGCCUGGAAACACUUCACUGUCGGGAAGAAGGUGUUUUUGGCGGUGUCCAACUCCCGGGGCCCGGUGGAGGGGGGUAAGGAGGUGUCGGUCAUCUACAAGUGGAACUUUAAGAAGCUGAAGUUUGUCCGCUACCAGAGCCUGGAGACGCACAGUGCUCGGGACUGGGAGGCCUUCACCAUACACAACGACACCUUCCUUGCUGUGGCCAAUCACAGAAAAGCAAAUGGCGACCACAACAUCGACAGCGUGGUGUACAAGUGGAACGCGGGCAGCAAGUCGUUCGAGGUGAACCAGACGCUGCUGACGUCGGGGGCGUACGACUGGGAGUCCUUCUCCAUCGGACCCUACCACUUCCUGGCCGUGGCCAACGCCUUCGACGGGGUCUCCACCUUCAUCGAGUCCACCAUAUACAUCUGGAUGGGCGGCGCCUUUCAGCCCUUUCAGUCUAUACGGACGCUGGGUGCGACGGACUGGGAGAUGUUCCGCAUAGGGGAUCGCUUCUUCCUGGCGGUGGCCAAUGGACACAUGCUGUAUGACAAGGGCCCCAGCCUGUACGCCAUCAACUCCACCAUCUACGAGCUGGACAUGCUCACACAGAUGUUCCUGCCCUUCCAGAACAUCGGCACCUACAGUGCAGUAGACUGGGAGUUCUUCACUGUAGGAGAUGACAAGUUCCUGGUGGUGGCCAACUCAUAUGACGGAGCCACCUAUUCACUAAACAGUGUCAUAUACAGGUGGCAGGGCUACGAGGGCUUCAUCCCGGUGCAUCGGCUCCCCACUAUAGGCUGCAGCGACUGGGAGUUCUUCUCCUCCUCAGAGGGGGCCUUCCUCAUCUACUCCAGCGCCAAGCAGCCGCUCUCCAAAGUCUUCAAGCUCAAGACCAACUAGAGGACGCACGCACGCACGCACACACACACACACACACACAGGGCUGCGGACAGCUUUGGCUAGGCCCAGGACAAAGUCAUCUGAUAGGGCCCCCUCACCCAACACAGGCAAUGUAAAGAGGACCCAAGUCUGGGCCCCCUCU